AUGCCAGGUGUGAUCGACAAGGCCUUCUCUGGUGUUCUUGGUGCUGCUUAUGGCCUUAUGUCCGGCGCAUGCGACUCUUCAUACAAGUGCAACAUCACCGUAGCCGGCACACUCAACAACCUCCUUGUUGACGGCAACAACUACGGUACCAACACCAGCGUAGCAGCGUGGUGCGACGGUGGACGCUGCUAUGGUGCUGCCAGUGCCCCGUUGAGCGCGACGGCUCCUUUCAUCAUCACUUGCGAUCAGCUCAGCGGUACGCAAGUCUGCUCUGCGACCAUCUCUGGCGCGGCAAAUGCUAUCUUCCAGAACGGCGAGUCUGUUGAACUUUGGGGCUGGCUUACACCCGCCGGAUACUGCCAGAAUGGUGUAUGCACCGCAUCCAUCACGGCUGUUGGUGACCCAAUGUACUGA
This is a messenger RNA of Alternaria ventricosa, 414 nucleotides long. RefSeq lists its product as uncharacterized. Lineage: Eukaryota; Fungi; Ascomycota; Dothideomycetes; Pleosporales; Pleosporaceae. Bases 1 to 414 code for a protein of 137 amino acids. The record is from RefSeq and is a predicted model, not a curated record. The transcript is spliced from 3 exons.